Messenger RNA from Trypanosoma theileri, 480 nucleotides. RefSeq lists its product as uncharacterized. The transcript has a single exon. The record is from RefSeq and is a predicted model, not a curated record. The coding region runs from base 1 to 480 and encodes 159 amino acids. NCBI's taxonomy places the organism in Eukaryota, Euglenozoa, Kinetoplastea, Trypanosomatida, Trypanosomatidae.
AUGGCCGAAGGGUUUUGGCGUUUUUUCCAUUUGUUUUUUUUUUCGAAAGGAACGGCGUGGGAUUCCUUUUUUUUUGUUAGCGCGCGGGCGUUUGCUUCUUUUGCGCGGCCAGUUCGAAUCCAAAAAAAAAGAAAAAACGGGCGAGAACUUCAGCUUGGCCGAUGGCCGGGGGAAGCCCCCCCAAAAAGAGAAAAAAAAACCCUUUACCGGCGAUGUGGGGGCCUUCCCGUGUCUCAGAGGGGCGGGGGGCGAAAUCGUGGAGACGCCGUCGCCGAAGCCGGGCUGGAAGGGAACCGGCGGGGAUAUAAUCGUUAUUCUUGGGGUUCCGUUCAUUUUUUGGGCGAGGGCGGAAACUCUAGCCCCGGACCGCUUCCACCUCCCACAGCAUUUGGCGGCGUCGGGGGUGUGGGGGCGGACGUUUUUUUUUUUUUUAGUUUUCUCGCGCGUUCUCCCGGGGCGCCGAAGCCCACACCGAACUAG